Messenger RNA from Didymodactylos carnosus, 258 nucleotides. NCBI's taxonomy places the organism in Eukaryota, Metazoa, Rotifera, Eurotatoria, Philodinida, Philodinidae. The record is from the annotation of a GenBank genome assembly.
AUGUGGCUCGAGCAAUUCGUUAACAAACGUGGUUGUCGUGCUGAUGGUAGUAGGUGUAGUCGUGAUCGUGAUUGUUGUGCUCCUUCUAAUUGUCUUCGUUACGAUUUUGGUCCUUUUGGUAUUUUUCAUCGUUAUCGUUGUGGUCUUUAUGGUUCUGGUGGUGUUUAUGUUCCUGGUCAACGUGGUAACUUUGAUCGUGGUCGUGAUGGUAGUCCUCCUCGUUGCGGCGGUGAUGGGCAUCGUUGUGGUCGUAAAUAA